AUGAAGCAGGAUCUCGAGGAUGAACCUGGGUCGUCGGCGAUCGCUUCUGUCGACCUCGGCCACUCGACAGAACCCACAGUCAAACACUCCGGGCCCCGCAGAGCCCCAAAGAGACGAGUUAAAACCGGUUGUUUGACAUGUCGAAAACGUCGAAUCAAGUGUGGAGAAGAGAAGCCCAUAUGCAGCAACUGCGUCAAGUCCAAGCGCAUCUGCGAGGGUUAUGCUCGACAAGUGGUCUUCAAGAACCCUCUGGGGCUCUUCGGAUCAUACGGCCCACCACCGGGACCAGAUCAGAUGCAAAAACAGCAUAUGAGAGUCCCGCUAUACAACGACUUGGGUGCUCUGCCGGCCCAGCACGCUGCCGCCGCGGCACAGCAUCCCAUGUUAGCCCCACGGCCUAUUGACCCCGCGACGAUGGGGUAUCAUUCUUUCCAAACAUACGAGACAACUCAGCCAGUCGAGGGGCAGGAACCAGCGACUGCUCCUCAGUUCUAUUAUCCGGCACCGCCGACGCAGAUACCUCCUCAAACAUGGUCUGUUCAGCCCCCACUGCGACAUCCGGAAGGGCCUUCGUCCUCGGAAACAUCCAAUUAUGCACAAGUACAGUCUCAACAAAGUAGCUCUCCCGAAGAACCCGUGCAAUAUCAGGAGUCAACAUCACACCAUCCGCAACCCAUCAUUUAUUGGUCGAAUGUUCAGCAGGGACAGGAGUUCGUACCAGGUACUGGCCCGCUGCCUCCAGGGGGAGCUCAAGCAGAAGAAGGCCCAGAGAACCCAUUAUUCCCUCAGCCCCUCUAUUCAACAGAGGCCGUGUUCCAGUAUCAGGCGCAGCCUGGCCAAGUACCUCAAUUGGAUCCUUCCGGACAAUACGUUCAGCAAUACCAACCACAGAUUGCAUAUGUUGAGGAUGGAGAUGACGACUACUAUGACGUGGAAUCCGAUGAAGAGAUGGUGGUUCAGACUCAGGCGGAAGGCUUCAACCAGUUGAGCCUGAUUAUGGCCUCGGCAAACCACGACGAUCGUCAACUUCGUUCGUUCACGACCCAUCUGAACGAGCCUAAUAUCCUUGCCUCCUAUAAUCCCAGCCUCGGAUCCAGUCCUCUCAAUAAUCCCAAGACAGCUCGCAUCUUUGCUCACUUCAUCCACUCGACCGGGCCAUCAUUGUCCAUCUUUGAACGCCAUCCGACAGACUCUUCUAUUGUCCUGGGAGUCCCGGUUCCACCUGCCCAGCAAGGACUUUGGACAUAUACCUUGCCACUAAAGGCCUUGGAGAACCCAGCAUUGCUUCAGGCUAUUCUCGCUAUCAGCAGUUUGCACAUUGCAUACUUGCAGGGUGCGCCCACCACAGUUUCUCUAAAACAUUAUCACUAUGCACUGAAACGCAUCGGCCGAGCUGUCGGCCUGCCACAACGCCGCAAACAGAUUGGCACACUGGCAGCCACCGAACUCCUGGCAUACUACGAAGUCAUAUCCGCGGAUCAUUCCAAAUGGAACAGCCACGUUGCUGGUGCUGCCCAGCUAAUCAAGGAGAUUGACUUUGCCGGCACGACUCGAGAUCUUCGUGCCUACCGGCGCAUAAUCAACGAACAGCGUCGCCAGAUGGGGUGGUCCAACUCGAUGAUGUAUCAUCAUGGGUUUGGUCCCGAUCCCAAUGAAGAUGACCCCUUUGCUGAGAAAGAGGGAAGCAUCGACCAGGAUCUCAUCGGAUCACUCUUGGGGCGCGCAGUCAACUUUGAUGAGUUUGGACGCGUGGAGGAUGAUCAUGGGUAUAGCCCAAGGAAACAUUUCUCACGCAAGGAUAUUGAGAAUUUCCGAAUCCAGUGCGAUCUCUACUGGUGGUUUACGAAACAAGAUGUAUUCCACAGUUUGAUCAGUGGAGAUAAGUUAUUCAUGCCCUACUAUAUGCAGUGUCAGAGUCCACCACGAGCAGGCAUCGGCCGGAUCGAUGCCAUCUAUGGAUCAGCCGACCAUCUUUGGCUGUUGCUUGCGCGGGUGACAGACUUUGGCUAUCGCGACCGAAAACGCAAGUUGCGCGCCAUCCGAGCCUCUGGCACGGAUUGGAAGCCUACGCCAGGGAUGUUUAAGUUUAUGGGCCGGUUCUCUCGUGGCGAUCCUAGCAAGAUGAAGGGGCCGCCAGGAGGUCCUCCUGGUGGGCCUCCUGGGCCUCCUGGAGGGCCACCUUCAGCAGGCGCAGCUCCUCCUAGAGGAUCUGGCCCUCCGUCAAAUUCAUCGGGAGGAUCACCUGGCCAGCGCGCCGGUCCGUCUGUGCCAGAUGGUCCUCCCAUGUAUGGAAUGGUCCCACCGCAGGGCCCAACGCGCCUUCCAUCUGGAUUCGCUGAUGGUCGUCGCGACCAACGAGAGUCCCCCGAGGAGGACGAGGUAAGUGAUGAUUUCACAUACACGGAAGCAGAACGCGAAUGGGAGGAGAUCUUGGUAGCCAUGGACACCUUUGCCAAAGCCCUCGGGCGUGACUUUGAGCCACUUCCUGCAGACGUCACGCAGUCUAUUUCAACGCCAUUUGGACCGGCACUCCAAUACCGCACGCACACGAUCGCGGUCAUCUGGGGUUUCUACUAUGCUGGCUGUAUUCUACUCAAACGACUCCACCCUUCUAUGCCCCCGGCCAUGAUGAUGGCCGCCGGGGUGGCCGCUCCCACUACCACCGAAUAUGCACAGAUCAUAGGUCGAAUCACCGGUGGCAUAUAUUACCCACAACGCUACAACCUUGAAGCAGGCAGCCUCAGCCCAACGCUAGGCUCGUCACUAACGGAGAUGACGAUGCCGAUCUUCUUCGCCGCCGUGCAGUACAUGGACCCCGCACAGCGUGGCUGGACCAUUGCCAAACUGCGGGACGUCUCGCGGCUGACGGGCUGGAAGACGUCGGACGCCAUCGCCAGUGGCUGUGAAAAGGCGUGGAUCGUGGCCGCUAAACAUGGCCGCGGACCGCCAUAUGAGCGAUCCUUCGACUCGGGCCGCGAUCGUGCCGCUCAUCCGUUGGAUAUCCUUGAGCGCGACCGCAAGAGCACCACGGAGUAUAGUGAUGACCGGCGGUUUGUGACGAUUAAGCCACCCGAUCGAGCUUAUUUGGCAAUGGGCCUGUUGAGUUUGGAGGGGGAUAUGCAGAACUUGGAGUUGUAG
This is a messenger RNA of Penicillium cataractarum, 3138 nucleotides long. RefSeq lists its product as uncharacterized. Lineage: Eukaryota; Fungi; Ascomycota; Eurotiomycetes; Eurotiales; Aspergillaceae. Gene Ontology annotation, biological process: positive regulation of transcription by RNA polymerase II. Gene Ontology annotation, cellular component: nucleus. The record is from RefSeq and is a predicted model, not a curated record. Gene Ontology annotation, molecular function: zinc ion binding; DNA-binding transcription factor activity, RNA polymerase II-specific; transcription cis-regulatory region binding. The coding region runs from base 1 to 3138 and encodes 1045 amino acids. The transcript is spliced from 5 exons.